GCGGAGUCACAUGGCGGGCUCCGUGGGGCUGCGUCCUCCGUGCGGGCGUCCCUUUGUCCUGGGGAGCCGCCGUCUUGGACCAGGCUGCGUGACCUUGGCGGCUACCUCGGCCCCACCUGCCGCCCGGGGCAGACAGCACCUGGGAGGAAGGAAGCCCGCUUGUGUACACGCUCUCGGGCGUCCUUUCCCUUGCCAAGGGUGUGUGAUAGCCGCUGGGAUGUAGUGGGGACCUGACCUCGAGCCAGGUCAUUGUGAAAGACUUCAGGACAAACAUGUUUCACUUAAGGACUUGUGCUGCUAAGUUGAGGCCAUUGACGGCCUCCCAGACUGUUAAGACUUUUUCACAAAACAAACCAGCAGCCAUUAGGACGUUCCAACAAAUCCGGUGCUACUCCGCCCCGGUCGCUGCUGAGCCCUUUCUGAGUGGGACUAGUUCGAACUAUGUGGAGGAGAUGUACUGUGCUUGGCUGGAGAACCCCAAAAGUGUACAUAAGUCCUGGGAUAUUUUUUUUCGCAACACCAAUGCUGGAGCACCCCCGGGUGCUGCAUACCAGAGCCCUCUGACCCUGAGCCGAGGCUCCCUGGCCACUGCAGCCCGCACACAAUCCUUGGUAGAGGCCCAGCCCAAUGUAGACAAGCUUGUGGAGGACCAUCUGGCAGUGCAGUCACUCAUCAGGGCGUACCAGAUACGAGGGCACCAUGUAGCACAGCUGGACCCCCUGGGGAUUUUGGAUGCUGAUCUGGAUUCCUCCGUGCCCGCUGACAUUAUCUCAUCCACAGACAAACUUGAUCUUGCUGUUUUCAAGGAACGACUUCGAAUGCUAACAGUAGGAGGGUUCUAUGGCCUCGACGAGUCGGACCUGGACAAGGUCUUCCACCUGCCCACUACCACCUUCAUCGGGGGACAGGAGUCGGCAUUGCCUCUGCGAGAGAUCAUCCGUCGCCUAGAGAUAGCCUACUGCCAGCACAUCGGUGUGGAGUUCAUGUUCAUUAACGACCUGGAGCAGUGUCAGUGGAUCCGGCAGAAGUUCGAGACGCCAGGGAUCAUGCAGUUCACCAAUGAGGAGAAGCGGACGCUGCUGGCCAGGCUUGUGCGAUCCACGAGGUUUGAGGACUUCCUGCAGCGGAAGUGGUCCUCUGAGAAGCGCUUUGGUCUCGAAGGCUGCGAGGUACUGAUACCUGCCCUCAAGACCAUCAUUGACAAGUCCAGUGAGAACGGGAUCGACUAUGUGAUCAUGGGGAUGCCCCACAGGGGACGGCUCAAUGUGCUUGCCAAUGUCAUCAGGAAGGAGCUGGAACAGAUUUUCUGUCAGUUUGACUCGAAGCUAGAGGCAGCAGACGAGGGCUCCGGAGACAUGAAGUACCACCUAGGCAUGUAUCACCGCAGGAUCAACCGCGUGACCGACAGGAACAUCACCCUGUCCCUGGUGGCAAACCCUUCCCACCUGGAGGCUGCGGACCCUGUGGUGAUGGGCAAGACCAAAGCUGAGCAGUUCUACUGUGGCGACACUGAGGGAAAGAAGGUGAUGUCCAUCCUCCUGCACGGAGAUGCUGCCUUCGCUGGCCAGGGCAUCGUGUAUGAGACCUUCCACCUCAGCGACCUGCCGUCCUACACCACCCAUGGCACGGUGCAUGUGGUGGUCAACAACCAGAUCGGCUUCACCACAGACCCCCGGAUGGCCCGCUCCUCCCCCUACCCCACUGACGUGGCCCGCGUGGUCAAUGCCCCCAUCUUCCAUGUGAACGCUGAUGACCCUGAGGCUGUCAUGUACGUGUGCAAGGUUGCGGCCGAGUGGAGGAGCACCUUCCAUAAGGACGUGGUCGUCGAUCUGGUGUGCUACCGGCGCAAUGGCCACAACGAGAUGGACGAGCCCAUGUUCACACAGCCGCUCAUGUACAAGCAGAUCCACAAGCAGAAGCCAGUGCUGCAGAAGUAUGCCGAGCUGCUGGUGUCACAGGGCGUGGUCAACCAGCCUGAGUACGAGGAGGAGAUCUCCAAGUAUGACAAGAUCUGUGAGGAGGCCUUCACCAGGUCCAAAGAUGAGAAGAUUCUGCACAUCAAGCACUGGCUGGACUCCCCCUGGCCUGGCUUUUUCACCCUGGACGGGCAGCCCCGCAGCAUGUCUUGCCCCUCCACCGGCCUGGAGGAGGAUGUCCUGACGCACAUUGGGAAUGUGGCCAGCUCUGUGCCCGUGGAGAACUUCACUAUCCAUGGAGGCCUGAGCCGGAUCUUGAAGACACGCAAGGAGCUGGUGAAGAACCGUACUGUGGACUGGGCCCUGGCAGAGUACAUGGCUUUUGGCUCGCUCCUCAAGGAGGGCAUCCACGUCCGGCUGAGUGGCCAGGACGUAGAGCGGGGCACCUUCAGCCACCGCCACCACGUGCUGCAUGACCAGAAUGUGGACAAGAAGACCUGCAUCCCCAUGAACCACCUCUGGCCCAACCAGGCCCCCUACACCGUAUGCAACAGUUCCCUGUCGGAGUACGGCGUCCUGGGCUUCGAACUAGGCUUCGCCAUGGCCAGUCCCAACGCCCUGGUCCUCUGGGAGGCCCAGUUUGGUGACUUCAACAACAUGGCCCAGUGCAUCAUCGACCAGUUCAUCUGCCCAGGCCAGGCCAAGUGGGUGCGGCAGAACGGCAUCGUGCUGCUGCUGCCGCAUGGCAUGGAGGGCAUGGGCCCAGAGCACUCUUCCGCCCGCCCGGAGCGCUUCCUACAGAUGUGCAACGAUGACCCAGAUGUCCUGCCGGACCUUAGGGGAGCCAACUUCGACAUCAGCCAACUAUACGAUUGCAACUGGGUGGUUGUCAACUGUUCCACGCCUGGCAACUUCUUCCACGUGCUGCGCCGGCAGAUCCUGUUACCCUUCCGGAAGCCGUUAAUCGUCUUCACCCCCAAAUCCCUCCUGCGCCACCCUGAGGCUAGAACCAACUUUGACGAGAUGCUUGCAGGGACACACUUCCGGCGGGUGAUCCCAGAAGACGGCCCCGCGGCGCAGGACCCAGGUCGGGUGAAGCGGCUCCUCUUCUGCACCGGUAAGGUGUACUACGACCUUACACGGGAGCGUAAGACCAGGGACCUGGCUGAGCAGGUGGCCAUCACAAGGAUUGAGCAGCUAUCGCCAUUCCCCUUCGAUCUCCUGUUGGAGGAGGCGCAGAAGUACCCAAAUGCUGAGCUGGUAUGGUGCCAGGAGGAGCACAAGAACCAGGGCUACUACGACUAUGUGAAACCGCGGCUGCGGACCACCAUCAACCGCGCCAAGCCCGUCUGGUACGUGGGCCGUGAUCCCGCCGCUGCUCCGGCCACCGGCAACAAGAAAACCCACUUGACAGAGCUGCAGCGCUUCCUGGACAUGGCUUUCGACCUGGACGCCUUCAAGAAGUUCUCCUAGAUGCCCCAGGCGGGCAGGCGGUGGGGCCCCACCGCACAGAGCCCUGCUAUUCCACUAAAGCAUCAGCCUCAGGCGCCCCUCACUGCACUGCUCUCUCGCCACCACCAUCCUGCCGCUGUUGCCCCCAAGACGCUGUUGUCCAGGCUGCCCACUGCUGCCCUUAGGCUGGUGGGGAGUGGCGGGAGGAUGGCUCACCCCACCUCACCCCCAGAGCAGGAGUAGGGCCCUGGCUGACUUCCCAGAUCAUGACCAUCCUUGUCAUGUGGCAGGGUGCAGACACUCCACCUGGACUGGCGGGAGGGGGGGGGGGGCGGCUGUGUCUUACUGGGCUGAACCCAAGAAGCCCCAGGGAGCCUCAGCCCGCAGGGCUCACCAGGGCAGCCUUGGUAUGGCUGGGCACCGUGGCACGGGCACUGUUCCCUGACAUCCUUGAGAGUCCCAGUCUGGGCUCAGGGGCAGCAUCCUAUGCCACCCCUGGGAUCCUAUAACCAGUCACCAGCUGCUCCGGCCUACCCCCCGCCAUUCAUCUUCCGGCUGUACCCCAGGAACACAGUGGAGAUGCCCAUGCAUCCUUUCCCUUGCUGUGCCAAAGCAGGUCAGGAGCCGGGAGCAGGGCGGGGUGGGCCAGCAGCCCUUUGUCCGAUCACUCUGACCUCCACGGAGACAGAUCCGAUUUAUUUAUUUUGGUCAAAAAGAAAAAAAAACAAAAACAACUUUGCAUUGCAUUGGCUUGACCCAUAAACUAAGUUAUCCGUG
Molecule: messenger RNA, 4145 nt
Organism: Cavia porcellus (domestic guinea pig)
Lineage: Eukaryota; Metazoa; Chordata; Mammalia; Rodentia; Caviidae
Gene: Ogdh
Product: oxoglutarate dehydrogenase
Exons: 24
Coding region: 273-3389 (1038 amino acids)
Biological process (GO): tricarboxylic acid cycle
Cellular component (GO): mitochondrion; oxoglutarate dehydrogenase complex
Molecular function (GO): thiamine pyrophosphate binding; oxoglutarate dehydrogenase (succinyl-transferring) activity
Source: RefSeq, a predicted model, not a curated record